Homalodisca vitripennis (glassy-winged sharpshooter) is the source of this 4937-nucleotide messenger RNA. RefSeq names its product PAXIP1-associated glutamate-rich protein 1 (gene Pa1). The transcript has 2 exons. The coding region runs from base 373 to 855 and encodes 160 amino acids. NCBI's taxonomy places the organism in Eukaryota, Metazoa, Arthropoda, Insecta, Hemiptera, Cicadellidae. The record is from RefSeq and is a predicted model, not a curated record.
UGUGUGCGGCGGUUCCACCAUUCAGCUGACUGAGACUGACAUUAGUCAAUUUAUUUCCAUCCAGUCGAGUUCCAGCUGUAUUGGACUGUUGAUAUUUAAAUAAUUGGGUGUUCAUGAUGCUUAUUCUUUGAUUUCAACAUUAGUUUUUAUUUAAAACAGGAAACGACACGAUUACAACAUUCAUUGUGAAGCUUACUGUUGAGACGAACAAAACAAGUUAUUUGCACUGUUACAAGUUUUUAGUGGUGUAUGGUUCUGAGUGGAUUGCUAUAUAUUGUCGUUUCUUUCACUUACUCUAAAAUUUAAUUCGGUAAACAUAUAUUUGUUUUUUAUAAUAAUUCAAAUAUAUAACUAAAAACUUUAAUAUCUAACAUGACAGAAUCAGGACAAGCCGAGGCAUGUAAGUCUACUCCAGAAGAAAAUGAAGAUGAUGAUGAAGAUUUUGAAAUGGAACAUUCUGAUGAAGAAAUGAGGAUGAAAGAUGGUAAAGAAUGGGAGCCGUCUCCAGAAGAAAUAGCUGAACUCUUUGAGAGAAUUGAAAAAGAAAAAGUAUUGGAACUUGAUUGGACAACGCCUGGACGAAGACCUCCAACACCAGCAGUAAAACAUGAUUCACAGAAAGAAGUAGAUGAUGUCGCUGAGGGUAAACAAGAAGAAAAGUCUGAUUUUGAUUUCCAAGAUGAAAUGACAAGUAUGAAGUUGUCAUCAAAAGCAAUUAGACCAGCAGGUUCUGAUGCUGGACCUAGAGGAAGUGCAAAAAAGAAAACUACCAGUCUUGAUGCAAUUUUGUCAAACAUGGCUAGGCAUAGAAAACUUGAUAUGAUGGAGGAUGAUGACGAAGAUCCUCUCCCUUAAAAUACACUAACUCAGGAGAAAAAUCUUCAGUCACAAGUUGAAUGGUGUUCAAACAACAUUAAAAAUAUGGUAGGAUAUAGCUCAGCAUUUGUUGUAUAGUUCAACCCUGUUGUACUAUUACAUUAAACUUUAAUACGUUUGCUCUCCAGGAAACACGUAACAGUUAUUAUUGUUAGCCUAUUUUAUUUUUGUGCUUAGAAUGGCCAGUAAGGUAUUUCAGAUCUUGACAGUUAUUAGCUAUGCUAUUCUGUAUUUUUGACUGAGUUAGUUUUAAGUUCUAGCUCUAGAUAUGAGUAAAAUGAUAAAUCAUAGUUUAGUAUUAUUUUAAUGUUAGAACAACAAUUCAUUACAAUUCAUUAACUGAAAAUGAGAACAUCAUCCUUCAAAUGACAUUAAAUAUUUCCUUCUCUUAUAGUUCUGAGUUCACCCACCUUGUCAUAAGAAAUAGGCUGUGGUCAAACUAAAAAUAUUACAAACACACAUGACAGAUUAAAAACAUAAAAAUCACCAAAAUUGGCCAUACUAUGUUAUAUGGAUUAUGCAUGUAAUCAAUAUAACAUUAAGCUUAAUAAGACCAUGUGAAAAGUCCAUUUGGAGUGAUGUAGCUUGACUCCAGUUAUAGCUAUUGGAACUCAUCACAGCCUACUUCCUAAGACAAGGUAGGUAAACUCCAAGGGAAGGAAAUAUAUUAUUACCUCAUCUAAAAACAAUAUCUUUUAGAAAGAAAAAAAACAGAAAAAAAGUCUCAAUACUAGUUUUGGAAAGAUUGAACAGUAAAACUUGUAUAAGCAGUUUAAGUAAUAUAUCACUUCAAGAGAAAAUAGACCUGGUGAAUAAACAAGCUGAGGAAGCAGUUCGAAUUGCUGAUCAGCAUUUUUUGUCAUUUCUGGGCAUUAUAUUGCUAUAUUUAAUUUAUACAAAGGUGAUGUCUACUAUUCACCAAUAAUACAUUUUCUCUUUUCAAGGUUGUCAAUGAAGAUAAUUCCUUUAGUGUCCAAUAACACUGAUGUCAUCACCUUUUCAGUAGAUGAAUGUUUUUUGCCAUUUUGGAGUUGCUUCUCCAUGUGCUGUCCCUAGUUUUAACUGCUGUUUUAUUUCAAGAGUGUGUUAAUAUGUGUGAGUUUUAUUCAUCAUUAUAAUAUGGUACAAAAAUGCCACUGGAUUUGUAUAAAAAACAGUAGUAAGUAAAUGUUGCACUCAUCUGUGCAAAGUUUUUUUUAUGUUGAAUUCAAUCAAGUGAAUCCACUUAGUAGUUAAAAAGUCUGUGGUCCUUGUUAUUUGUGAAUUUUCACGUGCCUGUGAAUUGAAAACAAAUCAUGGACUUUGUCAAUAAUGUUAUGUAUAUCAGAAGAUUUCAGGGCUCUAUAAUGUUAUACAAUGCAUCUCUAAUGCUUGUCCUUUCACAGUUCAUAUUUUUUACCCAGAGCUUUACAAUUUCAUGGAUAGAAUAUAAUGUAGAUAAAUUCCUCUAGUACAUUUCCCUUGCUGUUUUCACUUACAGAAAAAAAUCACAACACAUUUCAAUUUAGUUUUUUAUUAUUUUUUACUCAAGACACUGGUUACUUAAACAGCUGCUAACCAACAAAUAACUCUGUAAACAUCCUUGAAAUCCUAGAUCAUUUAAUUUCAGGAAUGAUUCUUAAGGACUAAAUAUGUAGGCCAGCAAUAUAUAUAUAUAUAUAUAUAUAUAUAUAUAUAUAUAUAUAUAUAUAUAUAUAUAUAUUAAUAGUAUGUAUUAGGACUAAAUAUUGAAACUUUAGUUCAUUUACUGUAAUUAAUUCCAAUAUAUAUUUGGAUUGUGUUUUGUUAGUUUAAAUGAGUUCCUCAAUUAUGUUUAUUUUUCGGUAAUCAUAUAUUGUCCACAUUUCAACCACAUACCUCUUGUGCCUCUGAACACUUGUCCAGUGUGCUCCUUCUCAAAAUGCUAAGCUGUAAGCAUCAGAUAUUGCCAAAUUAGAAUUCAUUGUAGUAAAGAAUAAAGAUGUUUUUCCACCAGAAUCACUAUUUUGAAAUAUGUCCUAAAACAUACGAAGGACUCAGGGAAAUACCAUAGCAAGAUAUUCUUUUGUCCAGUGCAAGGAUGUAACUAUAAAGACUGUUAGCUAUUAGCUAGGCCAUGUGCAAGUAGAAUAAUUUUUAGCUCAAGUGUGUAACAUGAUUUAAAGCAGUUACCUUGUUAUUAAAAUGUGUGUUUGAAACAGUAUAGUAUACUCUACAUAACUUAAAGGUUGUGUCAUUUUUAGGGUUGAGCAUAUCAUACUGGCUCAAACACACAUUUUAAUAACAAGGUAACUGCUUUAAAUCAUGUUACACACUUGAGCUAAAAAUUAUUCUACUUGCACAUAACUAUAUGUGUAACUAUAUCAUUUAAUAUAUCCAGUUUGUAUUUUUUUUAGAUAGUUAAUUGAAUUUUAAUUUUUGUAAUACUGGUGUAACUUUUCAAACUUUUCAGAGCAGAGCAAAAAUGGGUUUUCCUAUUUGUUGUCCUGGGCCUCAUUGUAAGAAAGCCAAUAGGAAUUUGUGUUAUCCUGUUUUGUACUGUACUAUAUAGUAUGACUUAGUUUAAGAUCAGGAGGAAGGGGAAAAGAACUCACUAGCUAUGAGUGCUGGUUUCCUCAUAAAUAAUGAUACUGUGUUUAAGCAUAUUCAAAUCACUAAAUAUUAUAUUUAUAAAAGGGAAAACUUCAGAAAAAAAUAAAACCAACAGAAUUGUGGAAGGUUAAGAUUAGAGUACUUGACUUACAUUAUUGUAAAAACAAUUAUCACCUAGCCUAAACAUUACUUUUGCCUCCAAAAGUGGUUAUAUUGAAUAAAUAAUGUUACAAUACUUAAUCUUCACACUUCGUUUUUUGUUGUACUAAAUUAUCCAGAUACGGGUUUGGUACCCCAUCAUCAGAUCCUUUGUUGAAAUAGUGUUCAACACGUUGUCUGGUAAUUGUAUUGCAAUCUUAUUUAUUCAAUUGCCUAGUCAUCAGAGACCCUAAAUGAUAAUGGGACAUAGGUGAGGGUUACUUGUUUUUGUGUUAGCUAGCACCCCAACAAGAACAUUCUGUAUUGUUUCAUUUAGAAAAUGCGGCAUUUCAUUUAGACUAAAGAACCGAUAACAUUAAAUCUACUUUUCCAGAAUAUUAUAAUACAAAACUCCAAUGUUGUUGUAUAGGAAAAAGGUUUGUGACCUUGAGUACACAUUCCUGACAUAUCAUUUUUAGUGAUCUGUGCUGGAACCAUCACAUUCUCACACAUACACAUAUGAUGUUGAUCAUAUUGAUACAUACAUAUUAGUUGAUUAUUUUAUUUUUUAUCGUGUUAAAACACAAGUCCUAAGUGGGAUUCAAACCUAGGCCUCUGAAAUAAUAAGCUAUCAUGAGUACAGAUACAGAAGGAUAAUUUAGCUAUUAGGGAUUCCAAAGUGGAGGCUGUAGAACAAGACAACACUCACAAAUGAUUUUGAAAGUGCUAAUAGUUUGAGUAUGUUUCUGUUGAAUUAUGACAAUACUUGUAACUCAAAAAGGUGAAUAUUAAUUUGUUAGAAAAAUUAGACAGUGGGUGAGAUCAUUAAAACCUGCUUUCUAUACCGACAAGUGUUUACAACAUAAAGAAACAAAUCAUAGUAAUUAUUAAUGUAAAAUCACACGUGAUGUGAUGAGUUUAUACUUUGUUUUAUUUUAUGAACCGUGAUGUUUCAAAAAAUCAACAGAACAUUUUUUUCUUUUAUUAAUAAAUUGUUACUAUUUUAAAAACAGAUACUGAAAUUGUAUGAUUGGGUUACAGCAAUAUGGCACUCGUAGCAGGAGAAUUCUAAUCCCUAUAGUAAAAAAUUUGAAAAUAUACAACAUUCACAUAAAUGUGUUCUACACUUAAGCCUGUUCACUAUGUCAAAUGCAGCGUUAGUUGUAAGUAUAGUAUUUAAGAAAUAAAGACUGUGAAUUAGGUAAAUCAUACUCUUGUUGAUGGACCUUUUACAAUAUCUAUUAUACUAAGUUUAAUAUUUUCAUAGUUUUGUGUAAGUGCCUGUUCUGUAACAUAUUUAUGUGUUGUUAAUUUUGUAAAUUUUUAAUAUGUCAAUAACAUUUUAAUAAGCA